Caenorhabditis sp. 36 PRJEB53466 is the source of this 1930-nucleotide messenger RNA. NCBI's taxonomy places the organism in Eukaryota, Metazoa, Nematoda, Chromadorea, Rhabditida, Rhabditidae. The record is from the annotation of a GenBank genome assembly.
AUGCUUCGCCUCGCUAGAAAGGGACUUCAGCACGGAAUCGUCAGAUCCUACGCAAAGGAUGUGAAGUUCGGAGCCGAAGGACGCGCCGCCAUGCUCGUCGGAGUCAACCUGCUCGCCGAUGCCGUCUCUGUGACUAUGGGACCGAAGGUUUGUCGCUUUUUCUCUAGACUUUUAGGGAAAAUCCUAAAUUUUUCACAUAUUUUUUUUUACUUUGCAGGGAAGAAAUGUGAUCAUCGAGCAGUCGUGGGGAAGCCCGAAGAUCACCAAGGACGGAGUGACAGUCGCGAAAUCCAUCGAUCUGAAGGACAAGUACCAAAACUUGGGAGCUAAGCUUAUCCAGGAUGUAGCCAACAAGGCGAACGAGGAAGCCGGAGACGGAACCACUUGCGCCACUGUUCUCGCACGUGCCAUUGCGAAGGAAGGAUUCGAGAGCAUCCGACAGGGAGGAAACGCCGUCGAGAUUCGUCGCGGAGUCUUGAACGCCGUCGAAGUCGUUGUCGCCGAGCUGAAGAACCUUUCGAAACAAGUGACGACCCCGGAGGAGAUCGCCCAGGUUGCCACCAUCUCCGCCAACGGAGACACCGUUGUCGGAACUCUGAUCUCUGAUGCGAUGAAGAAGGUCGGAACUACCGGUGUCAUCACUGUCAAGGACGGAAAGACGUUGACCGACGAGCUCGAGCUCAUCGAGGGAAUGAAGUUCGACCGAGGAUACAUCUCGCCGUAUUUCAUCACUUCGGCCAAGGGAGCCAAGGUCGAGUACGAGAAGGCUCUCGUUCUGCUCAGCGAGAAGAAAAUCAGCCAGGUUCAAGACAUCGUCCCGGCUCUCGAGGUCGCCAACAAGCUCCGCAGACCACUUGUCAUUGUCGCCGAAGACGUCGACGGAGAGGCUCUGACCACUCUUGUUAUCAACAGACUCAAGGUAUGUGUGUACUCGUGAUGCAUUUGAUGACAGUUGAUAGAACCUGUUAUUGACGUUUAUAGCGAUAGCGCACUGAGAAUUACAACAACAAAAAAGGGUUUUAUUUACAGGUCGGACUCCAAGUCGUUGCUGUCAAGGCCCCAGGAUUCGGAGAUAACCGCAAGAAUACGCUCAAGGACAUGGGAGUCGCCACCGGAGCCACCAUCUUCGGAGACGACACCAACCUCAUCAAGCUCGAGGACGUCACCGCCAACGAUCUUGGAGAGGUCGACGAGGUCACGAUCACCAAGGACGACACCCUGCUCCUCCGCGGACGUGGAGACCAGGCCGAGAUCGAGAAGCGCAUCGAGCACAUCACCGACGAGAUCAAGCAAUCGACCAGCGAUUACGAGAAGGAGAAGCUCAACGAGCGACUCGCCAAGCUCUCCAAAGGAGUUGCCGUUCUUAAGAUCGGAGGAGCUUCGGAGGUCGAGGUCGGAGAGAAGAAGGAUCGUGUGACUGACGCUCUCUGCGCCACCCGCGCCGCCGUCGAGGAAGGAAUCGUGCCGGGAGGAGGAGUUGCUCUCCUUCGUUCGCUGAACGCUCUUAAGUCCUACAAGGCCGCCAAUGAGGAUCAGCAGAUCGGAGUAAACAUUGUCAAGAAGGCCCUUGUUCAGCCAAUCUCGACGAUCAUCAGAAACGCCGGACUCGAGCCGUCUUCCAUCGUCGACGAGGUCGUCGGAAACAGCAACACGGCCUACGGAUACGAUGCUCUCAAUGGAAAGUUCGUCGACAUGUUCGCCGCCGGAAUCAUUGACCCGACCAAGGUAUUUGCUGUUUGUUGCCAUGUUUAACUGAAAUCGUAUCUUUCAGGUCGUCAGAACCGCUCUUCAAGACGCUUCUGGAGUCGCCUCUCUUCUCGCCACCACCGAAUGUGUAGUGACGGAAAUUCCGAAGGAGGAGCCAGCCGGUCCAGCCGGAGGCAUGGGAGGAAUGGGUGGAAUGGGCGGUAUGGGAGGCAUGGGCUUCUAA